Messenger RNA from Orbicella faveolata, 2236 nucleotides. RefSeq lists its product as uncharacterized. The record is from RefSeq and is a predicted model, not a curated record. NCBI's taxonomy places the organism in Eukaryota, Metazoa, Cnidaria, Anthozoa, Scleractinia, Merulinidae.
AGUCAAUCAUGUUCUCCGCGCCUAAUCCUCUGGGGAACGGGGUAAUCGGUAAAUCUGUGGGUAGGAGUGUGCCGCGGGGGCACUGAAAUCCUUGCCCCAUACUAGACCAUGAUCAGCUUGAUUUUGCAACCCUAUUCUAGACUAGACACCAAAACCUCUACCCUAUACCAGACUAGCUAUCCUCAGUUCAGAAGCCUUUAAUUACCACUAUCGUAGCCCAACAUACGUGAUGAUCACGGCUUAAAACCAAUAUCUUACAAAGCCACUGUCGAUUUUCAAUAAUUUCAAUUAUAGCACUCCGGGUAAACAACCCUGUUCUAGACACAAUUAUUUAUACACUGGCCACUUUUCUGGUGAAUUAUACCCUUUUCUAGACCAAAAUUGUCUGAUUUCUAUACCCUAUCCUAGACUAAGGUUCCUCAAAACCAUACCCUUCACAGCGGCACAUACCCAUAUUAGCUUAUAUAUGGAAGUACCCCCCGGGGUUUGCCCGCUGGCUAAUAACAGAUUUUUUGUAAAGCUCUUUGGCAGUAUUUCACAGCUUCUUCACGCAUUAUUGACACUUUGAGUCUUAGAUCACCCUUGCGAAUUAAUUAUUCCCAGCACUUUAAUAAUCAAAUGAAUGCUUUGUUGACUUGCAUUGUUUCAUCCCUGUUUUUGUUGACAUUUCAGGACAGUUCAUUAGUUUGAUUGUCAAAGAAGAGAUUAGAUAGCUCAUAAAAGCAUUUCUUAUCGCAAACCUUUGGAGACUGAGGUCAUACGCUGUUUCAACAAAAUACCAAGUACGACACAUCAAGAUUUUCAUUAUAAUCUUCUAGCCGAGCGGGCUAAACUAAGGUGUCAAGAUUUACGCGCCGUCCCCAAACACAAAGCUAAUUUGAAGGCCUACUGAGAUGUAUUAAUCAUUUUACCAUAAGUAGAGGAUUUAUACAGCUUGACAGAGGCGAAAAAUCCUCUCAUAGCGCAUCUAAGUGACUGAAGCAACAACAGAAACAUCGGAAUAUUUCACUUGCUUCGCAUCUUCGGUGAAAAACAAACUCAAUAGAAAUGAAACGUGGAUCUGAGACAGCUAAGGGAUUACGUCCGAGUCCAAUUGCGGGGAUUGGAUCGACGAGGCAAGAAACAAGUACACACGUCCCACGAGGACAAACAAGCAAUGUGCGUAUAACAACAACACCCUUAACUACGAGCAUGUUAGGUUUUACAAAACAUGCCACAGUAGAGCCAACUACAAGCAUUUACCAAGCAAGUUCUAUUGCACAUCAUUGGAAUAACGGACUUAACUCUUUCAAAGAACUUAUCUCGACGCCUGAAAGCAAAGGUUCUGUCAAUUCUUUAUAUUACAGUACGAAGCUCACCUCUACAAGUGCCCCAAUAAUUCCUUCCUCCUCAACAAUUUAUCAACCGACGUCGCGGGAAUCUCCUGCGCGGCAUAGACAAGGUUUAUCAAAUGAACUAUUGGCUGGAGUAGUGGCCGGAGGAUUGACACUCUUGAUUUUGAUUGGUUUACUUCUGUUGGCGGUGAUUUUUAAACGUCGCAAAACAGACGGCCUUGUUGUCGCCCAAAGCAACACAGAAACCUCCUUCGACAAUCUGGGUUUCAAUGGAGGACGGAAAAUCUCCGAAUACAUGGAUCUAAGUGAACUGGAACUUGUCCGAGUUAAAGUGAGUAACACUGUGAAACGGAAAAUCUCCACAUUCACCAAAGAUGAUCAGAAAACUUGCCGGGUGUCCUGUGGCCGUCUCGAGUUGGUUGAGGUCCCUGCGAAUACAAAUAUUGAUGACGAUAUAUUAUUAACGGCUUGGGUUUAACGAACGAAACCGCAACCCACUCCGACUAGCUCUCUUUGUCAGACUAUCGUCUGCGAGAGACUUGACAAAUCAGUUGGCUUUUUAGAGGAACUAGAUAUGCUGUUCAAGCUACGCACAGGUUCACAUCGAAGUAUUGUAAGACUCGUAAUGGUACAAGUCUGGGCGUUCACACUACGCUGGAGGAGUUUGAAAACGGCGAUUUCGCCCUGAAAACGCAUCAAAUGUUUUCCGUCUACACUACGCCGGAGGUAUUUAAAAACGUAACAAUCACCGGUCAUUGUGCAUUAUUAUUUCAGUAAAACUCGGCCGGCAGAAGAAUAUGAUUAUUUUAGCGUCAUCGGUUUUGGAAAGCUUCGUUUUCAAAAUGUUUUCCGUCCACACUAAAAUGACGUUUCCAAAUUCCUCCGAUUUCGAAAAGCUCCGU